UGUGUUUGACGCCGUCAUUUUAAAUUAAGUGAACGACGAUGUCUAGAAACAUCUGUUGUAUCUACUACGCUUUUAAGCAACCAUAAGCAUAAUACUGUUGUGUCGUUGGAAGGCACUUGCUAAAAUUUUCCAAGAAGUUUAGUAAAAUAUCCAAAUAAAAGUUCAUCAUGCCUAUCACCCCAUACUUGCAAACUCCCUUCACCGAUUUGACCGGUAGCUUGAUUAACCAUCAAACCUACGAUAAAUGCGGUGAAAUGGAAAUGAACAUGAUGGACUGCUUGGAAGCCUACGGUGCCGACAGGGGUAAGAAAAUGUGCAAGGAUCUAAUUGAUGAUUACAAUGAAUGCUUUACCAUGCACAAACAAAUGGCACGUUUCCAUGCUAUGCGCAAAGAACGUAUGCGUCAAGGUACAUUUGCUGAUCCACCAAGAGUUGAUGCUUAUUAGAUUUAUCCGGCAUUUCUAAAGGAUCACGUAAUAUGUAAAAUAUAGUUAAAUUAUCAACUUUAAUAUUUGAAUGAAAUAUAACUUGGGAAAAUCAGAAGUCUA
Messenger RNA from Musca domestica (house fly), 548 nucleotides. RefSeq names its product NADH dehydrogenase [ubiquinone] iron-sulfur protein 5 (gene ND-15). The transcript is spliced from 3 exons. Bases 168 to 446 code for a protein of 92 amino acids. NCBI's taxonomy places the organism in Eukaryota, Metazoa, Arthropoda, Insecta, Diptera, Muscidae. The record is from RefSeq and is a predicted model, not a curated record.